Messenger RNA from Pantherophis guttatus, 763 nucleotides. NCBI's taxonomy places the organism in Eukaryota, Metazoa, Chordata, Lepidosauria, Squamata, Colubridae. The record is from RefSeq and is a predicted model, not a curated record.
CUCUCGCUGGAGAUCCCUGGAGCGCUUGGACACUUGACCGCUUUCAUCUUGGGGGGAAGGGGGCUACCUUGUGAGGAGGUCAUAAAAAGGAUCCAUAAAUACGUCCAGGAUAGUCCCCAGACUCAGUCAGGGGGAGAGAAGGCAACAGGAACAGAACCUCUGGAGAAGUUCAGGUGGACUUCCAAACCAGAUGUGGAUCAUUCCAGGCACGAGAGUGAUGUGAAGAUGUCAACCCUUGCGGUUCCCACCAUCCACACGCUGAAAAUCGGGACAAAUGGGGAGCGGUCCCGGACCCCGUCUCCACCGGGUUCUCCUGGGCUCCACAGCGACAGCUGCAACAUCGCGCCCCUCACCCCAUCUCAGUCACCGAGGAAUGACAUCCGGAGGCGAGAGGCAGCUCCUUUUGGGGUGGUGGUGGCCAUCGACUUUGGGACCACUUCCAGCGGCUACGCCUUCAGCUUCGUCAGCGACCCUGAGACCCUCCACAUGAUGAGGAAAUGGGAAGGAGGAGAUCCUGGAGUGGCCCACCAGAAGACCCCAACCAGCCUUCUCUUGACGCCGGAAGGCAGCUUCCACAGCUUUGGCUACACGGCCAGGGACUAUUACCACGAUCUGGAUCCCGAGGAGGCCCGCGAGUGGCUCUACUUUGAAAAGUUCAAAAUGAAGAUCCACAGUUCCAGCGUGAGUAGAUCCCAGGAUCCUCCAGACUGAAACAUUUGAAGGUCGCAGGAAGUGGGUUUGCCUAGUCUAGAGAAAAGAAGGA